CAAGCUGGUGGACGAGGUGGUGGAGGAGGAGGUGAACGAGGUGGUGGACGAGGUGGUGGACAAGGUGGAUAAGGUGGUUGAGGAGGUGGUGGACAAGGUGGUGGUGGAGGAGGAGGUGGUGGACAAGGUGGUGGUGGAGGUGGUGGACAAGGUGGUGGACAAGGUGGACGUGGAGGAGGUGGUGGAGGAGGAGGUGGACGAGGUGGAGGUGGUGGACAAGGUGGAGGUGGGGGUAGACAAGGUGGUGGUGGAGGAGGUGGACAAGGUGGUGGAGGUAGUUUUGGACAAGGUGGACAAGGUGGUGGAGGUAUUGGUGGACAAGGUGGAGGUGGACAAGCUGGUGGAGGUGGACAAGGUGGACAAGGUGGUGGAGGUAGUGGUGGACAAGGUGGACAAGGUGGACAAGGUGGUAGAGGUGGACAAGGUGGUGGAGCGAGCAUCUCGCUUCAAGCCGUGCUCAGGGACGACUCUGCAGCUGUCGCCCGAGAUGACUGAGAGCCUCGUGAAGUGGUCCAUGUACGGACGCCUCGUCAUCCAGGCCUUCAGCUUCGAUCAGCCCUUCCAGCCCCAUCUGAAGGACUCCUUCGUGCUGGACUUCCUCAGGGACCCAGCGGUGGCAGCCAAUCUCAUCGUCGUCCCUCCCAGAGGGGCCUGGACCAGUCUGGGCCCCGUGCACGGCGUGUCUGUGCGCCCCGUGCGCUGCUCCCAGCUCUCUGUGUCCUUCUUCGACCGUCUCGCGGCCUGCGGCGUCACUCGUCCCGGCGGCCGCAUCGUCGGGCGGCGCCAGCAGCAGGUGCGACGCGGCUUCCUCAUCGACGACGAGCUGCGCAAGCUGCUGCUAUCUGGCGUCGAUGACGACGACGUCGAUGACGACGACGACAACGACGACGAUGAGGGGGGCUCCGAGGAGGAGGAGGAGGUGUACCGCCCCGCGGAGCGCGACGAGUUCCUGUUCCGCGUCCUGGGCCACGUGGCGCUGGGCGGGCAGCUGAGUCAGCACGACGGGGACAUGGCGCCCUACCUGCUCCUGACGCGGCACCUCUACAGGCUCAUGCUCAGGUGA
This is a messenger RNA of Lethenteron reissneri (Far Eastern brook lamprey), 1063 nucleotides long. It is a transcript of the gene CFAP300, whose product is annotated as cilia and flagella associated protein 300. The record is from RefSeq and is a predicted model, not a curated record. Lineage: Eukaryota; Metazoa; Chordata; Hyperoartia; Petromyzontiformes; Petromyzontidae.